Messenger RNA from Adineta steineri, 1635 nucleotides. The record is from the annotation of a GenBank genome assembly. NCBI's taxonomy places the organism in Eukaryota, Metazoa, Rotifera, Eurotatoria, Adinetida, Adinetidae.
AUGGCUGCUUCAACGUUGUCCGUCGUUACUGAUAAACAUAAUUUUGUACCUAUUAAUCCAGGUAUAUUGUACGAGUAUCAAUACAAAUGGUUUACAAUUCAUAUGACCGAUGAAGAAACUUUACAAUUACUUGCUUCUGAUCAUCGUAAUCGCCAAUCAUUUCCAAUUGAGAAAUAUCCUUGUCAAGUCUAUUUAGUAGACUUUGAAUCAACGAAUCGUAUUCGUGUUUGGUUAAAUCAAGAUGAAGUAGAUGUAGAAAAAUGUUCUGAUUAUAUGUAUGAUAAAUAUAGUUUCGGUCGAAUGAAAUCAUGUUGGGUUUGCAAAUGGAUUGAUUGGGAUGACAAUUGGUUAAUUGAUACAGAAGAAAUAUUAGAUGAAACAGCAAUUAAUAAACCUAAUUUUUAUCGAUUAGAUGGUGAUAACGAUGUAGAAUUUGGUGAUGGUGGUUCAGCUUCUCUUGUUUAUCCAGUAUGGAUUCAUGAACAACUACCAAUUAGUGAAAAACGUCGAAAACGACUUCUUAACGUUUUGUAUCAACUUAAUGAAGAACGACAAGAUUUUCAUCCAAGUCCAUCACCAGUUGAAGAUAUUAUUGAUCCAGAUCUACUUCCAUAUCGACCAGUAUCAAUAUUUGAUCAAAAUCGAUGGAUUGAACGACGAAAAAGACAACUUAACAACACAGAACUUAAACAACGUCGUUUCGUACGAGAUUUAAGAGAGGGAGCGUAUAAUGAUUUAUCCGAGCACGAGAAAUUACGUGAUACAUACCAGUGGGUACCAUCAGAAUUUAUUAUUGAUAAAGAUGGUAAAGUCGAUAUUCGAACACCGAUUAUUCAUUUACCUGUAUUACCUGAAUAUCGACAAAGUUAUGGUGAUAUUGCAAGAAUAUUUCAUUCAAUGUUACCAAUGUUUGAAAAACUAAAAUUAAUUAAUCUUAAAUCAAAUGUAUCACAAAAAUUACAAGUAAUUAUCAAAGCACAAAGUUAUAAUUUAAAAGCAGGAAUGAAAUAUUCUGGUCGAUGGCAUACAGAAGGUCAAACAGAAAAUAUCGUUGCUGUAGGUGUUUACUAUUUAGAUAUUGAUGAAGAACUUGAAGGUGGUGCGUUAAAAUUUCGUCCAAAAUAUUCACCUCAGUCAUCAUAUGCCGAGUUGGAGACUGAUCAUUGUAUAUCAUCUAUAAAAACAGGUAUGGCAGUUGUAUUUUCAAAUUCAAUUCCACAUCGUUUUCAACAAAUUCGAAAUUUAACCACUCAAGAAGGUCGUCGUCGAACAUUUUUGAAUUUUUUUAUUGUUGAUCCCGAACAACCAAUACAUUUACAAUCCAAUGAAAUUAUUUAUGCUCCAAAAAAUUUUAUUAUUCAAAUACUUCAAAAAUGGCGUGAAAUAGGAUUACCUGAUAUUGUUAUAGAUAAUAUUUUAAAAAUGUUAAAUUUAUCAUCAGUAUGGGAAACAAAAGAUUUAGCAAAAGAGUUUCGAGCUCGUGUUCGACGCGCAAUGUUAGAUGAAAAAACAGGAUGGGGUUGGAUUUGUUGGGGAAAUUGUGGAACAACAGAAUUUGUACGAUCUUUAACAGUAUGGCCACCAAGGGAAAGAGAUGAAGCACUAGAUCAACUGCAUCAUACAGAAUCUGAUUGA